Gadus chalcogrammus (walleye pollock) is the source of this 1582-nucleotide messenger RNA. Its product is annotated as casein kinase I. NCBI's taxonomy places the organism in Eukaryota, Metazoa, Chordata, Actinopteri, Gadiformes, Gadidae. Gene Ontology annotation, molecular function: ATP binding; protein serine/threonine kinase activity. Gene Ontology annotation, cellular component: cytoplasm; nucleus. The record is from RefSeq and is a predicted model, not a curated record. The coding region runs from base 289 to 1539 and encodes 416 amino acids. The transcript is spliced from 10 exons. Gene Ontology annotation, biological process: peptidyl-serine phosphorylation; signal transduction; endocytosis.
CCCGCCCAAUCUGGCAACCCUGGCUGAACUGGUACAGACAGGGUUGCAAGAUUGGGUGGAAAAUCUGGCCCAAUCUGGCAACACCGCCGGGCUCCUCGACGCUGCUGCUCGGGGACCACAACACGGAGCGCAGCCGACGGAACGAGAGCGACAAGCCGGGUAUGAACUCCGCGACAAUCCGCUCCAAUCCUUCGUCCCCUAUGAACCUGUCUGACUGACAACCACCGGAACAUUAUCUCCACCCAUCAAGCUUUCUGAUAAACCUAAUAUCGGCUCCCCCUCGUCACCAUGGAGCUUCGAGUCGGGAACAAGUACCGCCUCGGGCGCAAGAUCGGGAGCGGCUCCUUCGGAGACAUCUACCUCGGGGCCAACAUCGCCACCGGGGAGGAGGUGGCCAUCAAGCUUGAGUGUGUGAAGACCAAGCAUCCACAGCUGCACAUCGAGAGCAAGUUCUACAAGAUGAUGCAGGGAGGAGUUGGCAUCCCGUCCAUAAAGUGGUGCGGGGCGGAGGGCGACUACAACGUGAUGGUGAUGGAGCUUCUAGGGCCCAGCCUGGAGGACCUCUUCAACUUCUGCUCCCGCAAGUUCAGCCUGAAGACAGUGCUGCUGCUGGCAGACCAGAUGAUCAGCCGCAUCGAGUACAUCCACUCCAAGAACUUCAUCCACCGCGACGUGAAGCCCGACAACUUCCUGAUGGGUCUCGGCAAGAAGGGCAACCUGGUGUACAUCAUCGACUUCGGCCUGGCCAAGAAGUACCGGGACGCCCGCACGCACCAGCACAUCCCCUACCGCGAGAACAAGAACCUGACGGGCACGGCGCGCUACGCCUCCAUCAACACCCACCUGGGCAUCGAGCAGUCCCGGCGUGACGACCUGGAGUCCCUGGGCUACGUCCUCAUGUACUUCAACCUGGGCUCGCUGCCCUGGCAGGGCCUCAAGGCUGCCACCAAGAGGCAGAAAUACGAGCGCAUCAGCGAGAAGAAGAUGUCCACGCCCAUCGAGGUCCUCUGUAAAGGAUACCCAUCCGAGUUCUCCACCUACCUGAACUUCUGCCGCUCACUGCGCUUCGACGACAAACCCGACUACUCGUACCUGCGCCAGCUCUUCAGGAACCUGUUCCACCGCCAGGGCUUCUCCUACGACUACGUCUUCGACUGGAACAUGCUCAAAUUCGGUGCCAGCCGGACCGCCGAGGACGGUGAGCGGGAGCGCAGGACGGCGGAGGAGCGGGACGACCGGGGGGCCCCGCCACGGGGGUCCGCCACCCGGGUCCUCCCCCCGGGGCCCAACCCUCCCCCCGCCAACAGAGUCCGGCACGCCGCCGAGCAGGCCCUGUCGAACCCGGCCUCGCGCGUCCUCCCAUCAGGCAACACGUCGCCGCGGGCCAUCUCGCGCGCGGAGCGGGAGAGGAAGGUGAGCAUGAGGCUCCACCGAGGGGCGCCCGCCAACCUGUCCUCCUCGGACCUCACGGCGCGCCACGACCCCUCCCGCAUCUCCACGUCACAGGUCAGCAUGCCGUACGAGCACAUGGGGAAGUGACGACCUCCGACCCCCUCGCGUUGUAAAUGAAACCUUAACAGGU